Molecule: messenger RNA, 1305 nt
Organism: Aspergillus saccharolyticus JOP 1030-1
Lineage: Eukaryota; Fungi; Ascomycota; Eurotiomycetes; Eurotiales; Aspergillaceae
Product: Zn(II)2Cys6 transcription factor domain-containing protein
Exons: 2
Biological process (GO): regulation of transcription by RNA polymerase II
Molecular function (GO): zinc ion binding; DNA-binding transcription factor activity, RNA polymerase II-specific
Source: RefSeq, a predicted model, not a curated record
AUGGCUCCAACGAUUACGCCAUACACGCAAAAGCUCGCUCGCAAAACCCACCGCAAGUCUCGCCUCGGGUGUCGCAACUGUAAGCGGCGCAGGAUCAAGUGUGACGAGAUCAAGCCACACUGCACCAAUUGCAUCCGCCACGCCAUUGGCUGCGAUUACAGCUCGCAGCCCCGAGAUCUCUCCAGUCCACCGACCGAAGGCAGCCCCUCGACAACCUCAUCGACAUCAGAUCGAGCCGAGGGCGAGUACACAUACUACACCUCGACGCCAACCAACUUCAAGCCACCCAUUCGAACACACGGCCCUUCGCGGGCCUCAAUCCAGCAGUCUCACAGCAUCGCCCAACCCCCCCGAGAACUCGCCAAGCGGCCCUUCGAAUUCACCGCCACCGACAUGGCGCUCUUCCACCACUUCCUCACCUCCAAGGACCUCACCGCCGUGCAGCCUCGCGCGCAGGAACAGCUCUGCCGACUCGGCUUCAUCCACCAUUUCGUCCUGCGCCUCCUGCUCGCCUUUUCCGGCUUCCAUCUAGUGCGCACUUCUCCUGGCGGGCGAUGGACCCACUACAUGGGCACCGCAAGGGACUUCUUCAGUGAAGCCGACCGGCACCUCCAGCUCGCCGUGCAGGAGGUCACAGCCCUAAUCCCGCAACUCAGCCCCGAGAUCGCGCCGGCGAUGUACGCCUCCACCGUCUUCAUUUUUCUGGCCUCGCUGGCCAAGGGUCCCCAGCCGGGCGAGUACCUGGCCUUCCAGGACGACGGGGCAGCGGGGUAUUUAGGCCUGUUUCUGGGCGUUCGGUCGAUCCUGGAGCUUUGUCAGAAUGAUAUUCCGACGGAAGUCUUUGCGAUAUCGGGCGAGGAUGACUAUCCGUCGGAGGCUACCAGCCACCUGAGGAACCCAGACACGGACUCGACAGGUGUGGGGAACUACGAACACCAUCUCAACACCCUCCGCCAGCUUGUCUCCCUCAAGGUGCUCGACUCAGAUCCCCGCUCUGCCAGCUACCACCGGAUGGUAAACCACCUGCAUUACUGUCUUCAUGCACUUCAGGAGAAGAGUCACGGCAUGGGUCUCUUUCCGCUGAUAUUUGCGUGGCUGUAUCAAUUGCCAGAUGAUCUAGUGCGGGAUCUGCGGGAUGGAGUCCCGGUCUCUCUGAUUCUGUUCGCGUUUUUCGCAGGGCUUUUGCACCAGUUGGAUGGGGUCUGGUGUAUCCGGGGCUGGUCGCGGCAUAUUGUCCGCGGCAUUUAUCAGAGACUCGAGGCAGAGUAUCGACCGUUUAUCCAGUGGCCGGUUGAGCAAGUUGGG